AGAUAGGCCUAUAACAGCGUACCAAAAUGAUGGCGUCACGGAGACCUUCGUUGGCGGUACCCGGGAGGGACAGCAACCACAGCUCCGUCGACGGCAGGAGGCGAUCGAGUGUCCGGCUCUCCCAGGGACAGAUAGAGGAACUGAAAUGCGCCGAGGAGGAUGACGCCCAAGACGAAGGGGACGGAAAUGACAGGAGACACGAGGACUCCGACGAAGGGCAGGACGAGGAGGAGGACCUCUACCAGAUGGAUCCUCAGACGGCGGAAACGUCCCCCGAUUAUUGGCAGAUUCACAAGAUGGUGAAGUACCUGAAGGCCGGAAACGCCACCUGCACUGCCGUGGCACUCGUCGGCCUGAAAGACUGCGGCCUCCACCAGGAAGUGUGCCAGGUGGCACUCAAGAUGGUCGGGGGGCUCGAGGUCCUACUCAACAUACUAAGGACGAGCAACUUGAGGUGUAAUAUUGGAGCUCUGCAAGUGUUAGAAGCAGCGUGUGGCCACGUAACCACACGGGCAACUGUUUACAAACUGGGUGGAUUACAGGUACUUCAGGGACUGGUAGGCCACAAUAGCGUCGAAGUAAAAGGGUUGGCAGCGUCAGUCCUAGCGCAGGUGUGCGCGCUAUCAACGGCCAGAUCUGCCCUUAUCCGGGACGACGGUAUACCGAAGUUGGUGUCUUUGCUACGGGGCGACCCCAGUGCCCUUUGCAACGACUCCGAAAUGGGGGCUGCCGUCGAGGGCGCAGCGAGAGCCCUCUGGGCGUGCAGCGUUUCGAGGGCUGGCCGGAACGCCCUCCUGCGGGCGGGAGGUCUGGAACUCAUGGGGCAGCUGCUCUGUAUACAAAAGACUUCGCUGCUCAUACCUGUGGUCGGGGUCAUUCAUCAGUGCUUGACGGAGACUGCCUUCCGCGAGCGCGUGGAACAAGCAGGAUAUACUUCGGCACUAGUAAAGUUACUCCAUUCUCCUUCAAAACAGCUCCAAGUUUUGGCUACGAAAGCCAUCGCCAGGUGCUCCGUUCUGGAAACGACGAGCAACCGUCUGGUGAAGGAGGGCGGUCUGGAAGUGUUGGUGAACCUGUUGAAACAAGAGGCUGAACCCUACACCAAAGCCAUCAUCGAGAAGGAUCCUGCUUUUGCCAGGGACACAGGUCUCGUCAGUGACGUCCCUGGCGGUGCGGUGAACCUGUCCAGAAAGGCAUCGAUGAUGCCGGAUGCUGGGGCGGCUGCUGGGCAGGUCCAGGACCAGCUGCCGCCAAAGGAAAGCGAAGACAAUGCAGGACAACCCGAAGGACAAGACCAGGACGAAGACACUGACGAGGGAGACGAUAUGGUACAGAAGGAGGAAGAAUCACACCUACAACUGCAUCAGAAAGAGGCGAAGGAGAUACCAGGGCCAGCAGCUGCAGAGGCACCAGACAAGGAGGCUUUGGCUCAUGCCAGGCCUGACGCUUCCCAAACCCCCUUUCAUAACAAGGCAUCAUUCGAUGAAAAUAUCUACAAAGUUAAAACUGAUCCAGAAAGUACAUCUUGUGAACUUGAUAUUAACUCUAUCCAAAAUGUUUCAUUGGUGGAUCGUAUGGAAACAGCUGGUGGUGGCAUUGGCGGCAGCGGUGGUGGUGGUGGUGGUGAGGGUACCACUGUUGGAGACAGUGAGCUUCUGGAAGCAGUAUCUGAGGCUAUCUGGCAUGUGUCGAUGAUCCCUGAACAUGUGCCGGCUCUUAAGGAUCUUACAACAGUGCCUGUUCUAGUGGCUCUUCUUCAUCACGAUGAUGAGAAGGUACUGACAAAUGUCGUGGGUGCCUUAGGGGAGGCCUCCUGUGACCAGGAGUGUUGCAUGAUUCUUCUGAGAGGAGGAGGAGUUACCACACUCAUACAGCUUUUAAGAAGGACCUCAGACAAGCUCCUCUUGAACGUUACUCGGGCCCUUGGGUCUUGUGCUGCAGAUAAUGAUGCUUUGGAUGCUCUCCUUCAGCAAGAUGGUCUCAGGCUCCUUUGGUCUCACUUGAAAAAUCCUAAUUGUCGAGUGCAAGCAUCUGCAGCAAAUGCGAUCUGUACUUGUCUGCAGCGAGAGACAGAGGAAUUGGCAGAAGUUGUCAGAAGCCUUGUUGGAGGAAUAGAACUGUUAGUGUCAUUGCUGGAGAGUGACAGCGAGGCCGUCCUAUCUGCCGUCUGUGCUGCCAUUGCAAAGAUUGCCCAAGAUCCGCAAAAUCUGGCUAUCAUGACGGAUUAUGGCGCUGUAACUUCACUCUCCAAGUUAGCUGUCAGGGAAAAUGACAGCCUGAGGCCAUACCUGGCUGAAGCAAUUGCUGCCUGCUGUGUCUCUAGGGAAACAGGACUGCUGUUCGGUCAAGCAGGAGCCGUUGCACCUCUUGUUCAGUAUCUGGAAACAGACGACAGCAAGAUAAGAAGACCCACUUGCCGGGCGUUACAUCGGUUGUCCCUGGAGCCAGAGAACUGCGUCACCCUCCACCAAAGUGGAGCAGUUCCUUUGCUACUCGAAAUGCUGGGCUCAGAAGACGAAGUUGUACAAGAAGCAGCAGCAGAUUGUUUAAGGAACAUCAGACUUCUGGCUCUUCAAAGGUGUAAGAUUCAGACAAGAAGUGCAAGGUCGACGCCCAGGGGAAACCAUAGUGCCAGGCGAUGACUAGAGGAGAUACCACAUACUCAAAGCUCAUUUGAUAUCGAAAUUAUACCAGAAAUAAGUAAUAUGAAACUAUUUAUAAUAAUUAUAAAGUGAAAUUAUUGGAUUGAUAUAUAUGCAUAUAUCGUUGAGCUAUUUAAAAUUUAAAUAUUUACGGAUUCAUAGUUUAUGAUAAUGAACAGAGAUGUUACUUACCGUUACGAGAAGCUCAUAAAUAUUUAGGUCAUAGUGUAAAUAAAUAAUAGAAAACGAAUACGUGUAAUAGAAAAUGUAAAGAUUGGCGAACUUUAUCAGAUGGACUAUUGUAAACUUGUCUAUAUACAAAAUUUACUGACAUUAUUGCCUAAUUACAGCUGGAAUAGCGUGAUAAAAAGAUGCACAUAAGAAUUGAACAAUGAAUUCGAAAUUUAAUGUAAUUAAUUAAUGUAUACUGAUUUUAUCAGUUAUUCUGAACGAAAAAGAUAAAAUAACAAUAUAAAAUGUGAUGGUAGCCUACGUAAUCAUUGUUAUGACGAAACGUAUACCUAUAUAUAGGCUAGAUGGAUCUUUAAAUUUUUCUGUAUUCUACAAAAAGUUUUAACAGAUAUUGUUACUUACAUUAUCAUUUUGCGCAUUUCAAAUUUUAUUCAGGGUAUGAAAUUUUUAGAGGCUUUAAUUGUUCAAUGCAUGAAAUUUGUUAUAGAAAUAUAAGAGAGGUUUCAAGUUGAUCAUUAGUAACAAAAAGAUGGUUUAUCCUUUUAAAUAUUUAUUGUUCUUUUAAUACGACUAUGGUAAGUAGGCUUUACUUCAUAAAUUGCAGCUACCUUGUGUCAAACGAUAGAUCUAUAAGAAAUAAAUGAUAUCUUAGUUUAAUUAAGCUAAUAUCAAGUGAAUUAUCACUAUAU
Macrobrachium nipponense is the source of this 3523-nucleotide messenger RNA. It is a transcript of the gene gudu, whose product is annotated as outer dynein arm-docking complex subunit 2-like. The transcript is spliced from 18 exons. The record is from RefSeq and is a predicted model, not a curated record. NCBI's taxonomy places the organism in Eukaryota, Metazoa, Arthropoda, Malacostraca, Decapoda, Palaemonidae. Gene Ontology annotation, molecular function: protein binding. The coding region runs from base 27 to 2642 and encodes 871 amino acids.